GAUGGCGGAGAGCGGGUUAGUUUCAGUAGAAAGCGGAAGAAGUCCUCUGCUUCACAGAUAGAGAAGCGCACGUGCUAACGCAGCGUCCACGCGCGGUAGGAGUCGUUACAAGACACCGAGGUCCACUUCGCACGAUUCUGGAGCGAACAUGAAGCCAGGAUUCAGUCCCCGUGGAGACAGAGGAGGAAGAGGUGGAGGACGAGGUGGAGGAAGAGGAGGGUUCGGUGACCGUGGAGGAAGAGGAGGGUUCGGCGACCGUGGAGGAAGAGGCGGGUUCAGAGGUGGACGAGGGGGAAGUUUCAGGUCCCCCGACGGUGGAGGGUUUCGGGGACGCGGGGGCGGCAGAGGAACCCCAAGAGGACGAGGAGGAAGAGGAGGAGGCCGUGGAGGAUUCGGAGGAGGGAAGAAGGUGGUGAUAGAGCCACACAGACAUGAAGGGGUGUUUAUCUGCAGAGGGAAGGAGGACGCCCUGGUCACCAAAAACAUGGUGGUGGGAGAGUCGGUGUACGGAGAGAAGAGGAUGAGCGUGGAGGAGGGGGAUACUAAGAUUGAGUACAGAGCCUGGAAUCCUUUCCGCUCCAAGCUAGCAGCUGCAAUUCUUGGAGGAGUUGACCAGAUUCACAUCAAGCCGGGGACCAAGGUCAUGUACCUCGGAGCUGCAUCAGGCACCACGGUGUCCCAUGUCUCUGACAUCGUCGGGCCAGACGGGCUGGUCUACGCAGUGGAAUUCUCCCACCGAUCUGGCCGUGACCUCCUCAAUGUGGCAAAGAAACGCACCAACAUCAUCCCCAUCAUUGAAGACGCCCGCCAUCCGCACAAGUACCGCAUGCUUGUUGGCAUGGUGGACGUGAUCUUUGCUGAUGUCGCUCAGCCCGACCAGACCAGAAUCGUCGCCCUUAAUGCUCACAACUUCCUGAAGAAUGGCGGACACUUUGUCAUCUCCAUAAAGGCCAACUGCAUCGACUCCACGGCAGCUCCAGAGGCUGUGUUUGCUUCAGAAGUGAAGAAGAUGAGCGCAGAGAACAUGAAGCCCCAGGAGCAGCUCACCCUGGAGCCCUACGAGAGGGACCACGCUGUAGUGGUGGGCAUCUACAGACCGCCACCAAAACAGAAGAAAUGAGGCAAAGAAGAAGACUUUUUGGAGCUGGCUGAUUUUUUUUUUUUUUUGUUUUGUUUUUUUCCUCUCAAUGUUUGCUUUUGUAAAGUCCCGAGCCCACUUCCUCAGACUAAACCUGGUUGCUCUAACUUUCUUGAAGGAACAAGCAGCCCAUCACUCUUCUCUGACCGGAUGAAGCUGGGAACAUGUGUCAUUCGUGGUUGCGUUCUGAAAUGUUACCAAACAAACCUGCCAAGCUUUGAGGUUCAGUUUCCAGAAGUUCGUUUUUCCUUCAUGGAUGUUUAUGGAUCGCUCCAUAGAAAUAACGUACAACUGUUUCAACAAUCAGUCUAUCAGUUUUAUUGGUUGAUGAAAAAAUAUAUAUUCUAACAUUUUUAUUUUGUUCUCUUUUUUUUUAAAUAAAGAAGAAACUUCUAA
Molecule: messenger RNA, 1534 nt
Organism: Oryzias melastigma (Indian medaka)
Lineage: Eukaryota; Metazoa; Chordata; Actinopteri; Beloniformes; Adrianichthyidae
Gene: fbl
Product: fibrillarin
Exons: 9
Coding region: 149-1120 (323 amino acids)
Biological process (GO): rRNA methylation; box C/D sno(s)RNA 3'-end processing
Cellular component (GO): Cajal body; small-subunit processome; nucleolus
Molecular function (GO): histone H2AQ104 methyltransferase activity; RNA binding; rRNA methyltransferase activity
Source: RefSeq, a predicted model, not a curated record